Molecule: messenger RNA, 1493 nt
Organism: Prorocentrum cordatum
Lineage: Eukaryota; Dinophyceae; Prorocentrales; Prorocentraceae
Source: the annotation of a GenBank genome assembly
AGGCUCAAGAGAUUUCGGCCCAUCAGUGGGGACUUGUUCCUAUAUAUACAAACACGCACACAAGGUACACGUUCCACUUGGUGAAUCUGAAUUUCGCCGGGUCAAUAUGCCUGGUAUGAUGGUUCCUGUCCACGCUCUGGUCGUUGUUGUGCUGCUUCGAGCGACUGCCGCCAUCAAGAUCGUGGAGGACGGGGGCACGGAUGGGCCCGAGGCGGUCAAGGCUGCAGCGCCGCCAGCGCCAGCGCCGGUCACCGAGGACCGCCAUGACAAGGGGCGACCACAAACUACUCCUCCGCCCACAGCGCCCCCGACGCCAGAGCCGACGUCAGAGCCGACACCCGAGCCGACAUAUUAUUAUGAAGGCCCGGGCAUCCCUUGCUCGUGUCACGUGCCGGCCUGCUUCCAUACUUACGACCUGAAUUCCGAUGGCUGCCUAACCCAGGACGAGUGUGACCUGCAUAUGCCCAUCCUUGAGUACUGUUUCAAGGUGCCCUCUGGUUGCGGGCCAGAGAAGUGGGACAUCAAUGAUGACUCUUGCAUCCGCGGUGGCGGACCUGUCCGAAUUCCAGCGGGUUUACGACGUCAAUCAAUCAGUCUGCCCGCAGGAGGUUCCGGAGCCGUGCGACGAGUGCCCACAGGGCUAUUACAUCGUGCCGAACCCUUGUGAGUGCGUUGAGUGCAUUGGCGAAGCGCGCAGGCGCCGCUCCACAGAAUGCACUCCCUGCCCAGCUCCCUUCGUGCCCUGCCAGAACCCCGAAGAAGACGAUUGCUGUGAUCCAUAUAUGCCAAGGACAGACCCGCCACCAAAUGGCACUAUUCCUGUACAGGUCCCAUAUCAAACGUGCACUGAGUUCUCUUUGGGCGAUAGCAUCACGAUCACUGGAAGACUAUCGAGUGACCCGUCUACUAUUGUCACUCACACAUCAGUCGUCAUUGGGGUUAUCCAGAUUACUGGGGGGUACGAACUCGAUCUGCACGACCCGCUCCCAGGAGACUUUGAAUUUGAAUCGACAGUUCAGCAGGCCUGCACUUCCACUGAUGGGACUCAGGUGAGCAGCUCAUUCUCUCCCUUUGUCGGCGGUUGUUGCUGCGCUUGUGGCACUGAUUGCUGCGAGACCACUGAGGUGUGCACUGUGUACCCCAACGGCACGGGUGUUUGCUCCCCCGCUGGCCCGUACCCCGAAUUCUCGACUCCAGCCCCGACCGUGGGCGCCAAGGGCGACCCGCAUUUGGUCAACCUGCAGGGAGAGCACUUCGACAUAAAUCACGAUGGCAAGUUCACACUGCUUCGCUUUCCCCAGGCUGUCGAGAAGCCGGCCGAGUUCACUUUCGUGGCGAACGUCCAGCCAGACGUCGGUAAGCCGUGCACUACAUACAUCACGGAGGUGGGGCUGAGCAACACAGCAGAUUUAGUUUCUAGAUGUUUCGCGUAACCCUUCUUGCCCAUCCAGAAACGAUGCCUAGACGAGUUGCCGUGAUCAGGUAUGCGGAGG